Messenger RNA from Zingiber officinale, 1010 nucleotides. Its product is annotated as protein MEI2-like 6. Bases 64 to 900 code for a protein of 278 amino acids. Gene Ontology annotation, molecular function: RNA binding. The record is from RefSeq and is a predicted model, not a curated record. Lineage: Eukaryota; Viridiplantae; Streptophyta; Magnoliopsida; Zingiberales; Zingiberaceae. The transcript has 4 exons.
CUUUUCUUCUGUGGCCAUCGCCUCCACCGCUUCUCCUCCCCUUUCGCUCGCCGAGACCGAGCCAUGGAAGCCGCGCUGAACCCCUACGCGCCGCCCUACGUUCCGGUUUCCCUAGUCGGCCAGUACUCUCCUGCAGCAACGUGGAUUACCUACGCUCCUCAACAGAUUGCGUAUUACCCCCCACUCUACCUCUUCGUCCCGCCUUCUCCGCCCGGCCACAGCGACGGAGGUCAGUUUUCCGGAGGCUGCGAUCUCACUGCAGCCGCCCUGAGGGGAAAGUCAGAGGAGGAGGUAGUUCGUGUUGCCGACGAGGAGGGGAAGUCCGAAACUGAAGUUAUGAAUAAGAAAGGUCGUAAUAGGAUUGCGCAGCGGAGGAAUCAUAGGAUGAAGCAGGGAGAUAGCAGCGCGUGCUUCGUGUUCAACAAGGACGACGACGAUGACUACGAUGGAAGUAAAACCACGCUCAUGGUCAAGAAUUUGCCCAAUAGAUUCACGAAGAAGAAGCUCGUGCGACUCCUGGACGAUCAUUGCUGGGAAGAGAACCACCAGUUAGAGGAAAAAUCCGGCGUGGUUUUAUCAGAGUUUGACUUUCUUUAUCUGCCAGUUGAUUUCAAAACCGGGUUCAACAUGGGAUAUGCGUUCGUGAAUUUCACGACGGCAAUCGCAGCGAGGAGACUCUACGACGCCCUCCACAACUUCCCUUGGAAGGCGCAUGGCUCGCGCAAGGUAUGCGAGGUCACCUACGCCAGAAUCCAGGGUAUUACGGCUCUACGGAAUCACUUCAACACCUCGAUUUUCGUGUGCGGGGACGAUGAGUUUCUCCCUGCUUACUACGAGCCACCGCGCGACGGCUUUCGUCGGCCGGAGCCGAGAGUGAUCGGGCGACGGCUAGUUAGAUAAGUAGCGAUAGAUAUUGUUUAUUGUAGAAUGGAUGUGCGUGGUUAACUAGGGCGCUCUGUAUCUGGCUUUCGAUCUAUCCAUCCGAGGGAUGACGGAGGAAGCUUGGAAAG